AUGGAGGAUAGAACUCUGCUGCAGAACAUGCGCCAAACUCCCACUCUAAGCACACCCGCACUUGUUGUAUCCAAACUCGUCAUGACAAUCCUGCCAAUCGCCCAGAUUGCAAUAGGUGGGAUUUAUCUGAACAACUGCCCCCAGGAGCGUUACAUCCCCAUCUACCUGCUGGUCUCAGGGGCCUUCGCAUCGGCCCUGGCUGUGCUGUCCUGUCUGCCCUGCAGUAAGGAGUCUGAGGAGGGGGGCCAGAGCCCGCUCAGCAGCUUCUGUGCUGCCUGGAACUCCCUCGUCUCUCUCUUCCUGUUCUGCUGGUUUAUCGCAGGCAACGUGUGGAUCUACUCCAUAUACCCUGCCAACUAUGACGCAACAAAGCCUCCUUACUGCGACAAGACGCUCUACAUGUUUGCUUUCUGGACCACCACGCUGGUGUACAUCUUCAUAGGGGCGCUGUUCGUGGGGGGCUGUUGCGUGCUUAUCGUCAUGUGUCUGUGCGGGAGGGACGGACCUUCUACUGAUGACGUCUGA
Messenger RNA from Hypomesus transpacificus, 525 nucleotides. Its product is annotated as transmembrane protein 272-like. The transcript is spliced from 4 exons. The record is from RefSeq and is a predicted model, not a curated record. Bases 1 to 525 code for a protein of 174 amino acids. NCBI's taxonomy places the organism in Eukaryota, Metazoa, Chordata, Actinopteri, Osmeriformes, Osmeridae.